This is a messenger RNA of Branchiostoma floridae (Florida lancelet), 992 nucleotides long. RefSeq names its product NADH dehydrogenase [ubiquinone] 1 beta subcomplex subunit 11, mitochondrial-like. The coding region runs from base 24 to 524 and encodes 166 amino acids. The record is from RefSeq and is a predicted model, not a curated record. Lineage: Eukaryota; Metazoa; Chordata; Leptocardii; Amphioxiformes; Branchiostomatidae. The transcript has 3 exons.
UUUGACCUACCCAGAGCACCAAAAUGGCGUCGCUCCUGGUGAGGGGAGGUCGCCCGCUCCUUCGCAAAAAUGUGCUUCAAACUCUCGCAAGAUGCCAAGUGGCAGCCCUAAAAACUGGCGCUGGCGGAGACAAAAGCACAACGGCUGAAGUGGGGGAAGGAGAGAAGAAGCUACAUCUUCCCUUGGGAGAGACGAUAGUGAGACGAGGUGACCGUCCUGGAGACAUCAAAGAUGAGGACAUCAACUGGGAAUGGAGAGGUUUCAGCGAUGACCCUGUGGAAGAUAUGAAAAACCACAGAGCAAUCUUCUUCUGGGGUAUCUCUGUUUGCCUGGUGCUUGUGCCCCUCUAUCUUUACUACUCACCGGAAAGACACAUGCGUGCCUGGGUGAAGAGAGAAGGGAAGAUGCAGUAUGCACGGCGACUACGGGAAGGCGUACCGCUCAUAGACCCCAACGUAGUUGACCCAGCAAAGGUCAUCCUGCCACCAGAAGAGGAGGUCCCAGACCCACUGUACAAUUUCUGAGAAGCUAUUUCCUGAUGACAUAGUUUAUAAACCCUUGAAUUAUUCUAUCUGUGAUAGUUGUUUUUGGAAGGUCCACAAAACUCUCGUUGUUUUGCGACAUUACAUACUUGAUAAUUACACAUGUUUGACACACCAUCAGCACCAUGCACGUAUACUGUAAGAUUUUGCUGGAAGUACAAUUCAUUGAACCUUGAUCCCCACAACUGAUGGAUAUGAAAGUCAAUAUGCACACAACCAAAAUGGGUAGUCUUCUUUUGAGUGUGUACAGAGUUUGAUGUGACUCGUUUUCACCUGUCUGGCAUAAAAACAAACCCCCUGUAGCCCCAUCUUAUAGUUUUCAAGCCUAUUGUGUCAAGAUUGGUGAAGUAACCAAAUAAGUGUGCAGUGACAUGUAGAGAUCUGUUAAAUGUUAUGUUUGUGAAACUAAUUGAGAGGAAAUACAUGCCUACAAAAACAACCUAUUGCCUA